Molecule: messenger RNA, 1761 nt
Organism: Nerophis lumbriciformis (worm pipefish)
Lineage: Eukaryota; Metazoa; Chordata; Actinopteri; Syngnathiformes; Syngnathidae
Source: RefSeq, a predicted model, not a curated record
AUGGACUCCAAAUUUCACUGUUACGCUGACGACAUCCAAAUUUACAUCUCCACAAAACAAAUCUCGCACAGCACCGAAUCCACACUUCACAACUGCCUCAGUGAAAUUAAAUCCUGGAUGCAAACAAACUAUCUUCAACUCAACAGUAACAAAUCGGACAUAAUCAUCAUCGAUCCUGCAGCUCACAUCAAAGACAGUCAAUUUUCCCUCACCAUCAACAACUGCACCCUGCGUCUCUCAACACAUUCCCACAACCUAGGUAUCAUUUUCGACAAUAAACUAAGAUUCGACCAGCACGUCAACCACAUCACCAGAACUGCCUUCUUCCACCUCAAGAACAUUGCCCGUCUUCGUCCCUCCCUCACUUUCUCCGCUGCUGAAACCCUCAUCCAUGCCUUCAUCACCUCCAGACUUGACUACUCUACCACUCAAGAUCAGAAAGACAAAUCAGCAGGAGAGGAGCGACGACAUCGGGAUGCAAAUUUUCAUCUCGAAUUCUCUUUGUGUACAGGAAGUGUAAACCGAGCAGGGCCGGUCCCUGCCUUCCUCAGGAGCCCAGCCGUCAUCCCACCGUCACCUUUGGAUAUGAAGCCCUUCCUACAAUUUCCCCUGGAGUCGCCGCACCCUGCCACUCUGGGUCUCUUCCACAACUUUAAUACAAUGGACCCCGUCCAGAAAGCCGUAAUGACGCACACUUUUGGGCACCCCAUGGUGAAGACCAAGCGACCCGUAAUCUCCUGCAAUGUCUGUCAAAUUCGGUUCAACUCAGAGAGUCAGGCAGAGGCUCACUAUAAGGGCAACAGGCAUGCUCGCAGAGUUAAAGGCAUCGAAACGUCCAAGACAGCUCGUCUUCAAGAUGGCGACAAGCAGCACCCUCCCCCCACGACUUCACCCUCCCCGUCAGGCCCGUCACCAUCCAACCUGGAUCCCGAUCCUAAUAAGCAGGACGACAACCGAUCCUGUCCCACCUCUGAGUCAUAUUUGACCCCAAGCCACCAGACACAGGCAGCAAGUUCAGCGGAAGCAGAGUGUCCCUCCUUAGCAUCUACGGGCACACCUUUACCAUCAUCCCCUUCACCGGAUGCCAUCAUCAACACGCCACUUGCAGACUCAGCAGGGCCAAAUCUUCCUGACACCCCAUCUCCAGCACCCAGCCCUCCUUCUGGAGAGUCCGAGGAGGAGAAAGCUAAGAAGCUCCUCUACUGCUCCUUAUGCAAAGUUGCAGUUAAUUCCCUCUCACAGCUGGAGGCUCACAACAAAGGUACAAAACACAAAACAAUUCUGGAGGCACGGAGUGGACUGGGGCCAAUUAAAGCGUACCCACGUCUAGGUCUGAAAGGCCCCGAACAGGGUGGGGAGCUGUCGUCUGACCCCAACACUCAGGAAAGAACCUUCCACUGUGAGAUCUGCAAUGUCAGGGUCAACUCUGAACUACAACUUAAACAACAUAUUUCCAGCCGUAGGCAUCGAGAUGGAGUUGCAGGGAAGCCCAAUCCUCUACUCAGUCGCCACAAGAAGCGUGCUGACUUUAUGGAACUUCCAAAAACUCUUGGGGCAGGACUUUUACCAAAUCCUCUGGCUGUUGCAGCAGCCAUGGCCGCUGCGGCAUCCUCAAAUCAGCUGGCACUUCGUGCUCCUGGACCUCCAGCCCAUCCUCACCCCCAUCACCAUCUGCUCCAGGGGGCACCCCUCAGCCUGCUGAGGCCCGCUCCGGGGCCCAUACGCACUACGCACGGGCCAAUUCUCUUCACUCCGUACUAA